Molecule: messenger RNA, 224 nt
Organism: Cetraspora pellucida
Lineage: Eukaryota; Fungi; Glomeromycota; Glomeromycetes; Diversisporales; Gigasporaceae
Source: the annotation of a GenBank genome assembly
AUGGUAUGGGAAGAAUGUCUAGAUAAUGCUGAGAAAGUUUGCCAAGCUAUCACCAUAAACCGUAUUACUAGUUUAGCCAAUAAAUCAAGUGUUAAAUCAAGUUCAACCAAUAAUCUGAAUAUUAAAUCAACUUCUACCAAUAAAUCAAAUGUUAAAUUGAGUUCAGUCAAUAAAUUAAGCAUUGAAUUAGAUGGUCCCAAUACACCUGGUCAUAGCAAAAUCAA